AUGGCGGCUGCGACAUCUCCCGGUACAAUGUCGUUCAAUGGAUUGGACCUAUCCAACGCCUCCUUCAGCCCCACAGCAAUUGAUAAUCUUUCAAAGCCUUCAAUAUCCCCUCGACUCAGCAGUCCCGGGCCUCUCCCGCUACCCAGCUUCGUCUUCCCGGCUCCGCUACCACAGCCCUCUGGCUCAAGAUCAGCACCAGCCUCCUUCUCCAGAGCCUCGGGUCGGCGACCACUGAGUGCCAUUGAGACCCGAAGUCAAUCAAAGGAAUGGACAGCUGGCAAUGGCGAACCCUCACCAUCGCCAGAAUCACCGUGGGCAUUGCCAAGAACCAUUCCACCAAGACCAAGCAGCACGCACCAACGAAACGUCUCCGAGUUUAUAGGCCGUGAUGGUCUGAAUGGAGUCGGAGGUGGGUUGAUGUCGACAAGCCCUACAAAGUCCGAAGGAGCCCUCCCCAACUCUCCUACUACACUUGGGCCCCCUGGAGGCCGUCGAGGACACGCCCACAGAAGAUCAGCAGCUAUCAGCGUGAGCGACUUGGCAUUUAUUCUCAAGCCUAAUGUCACCAAUACUCGAGGUGGGAGUGCUCCUACAUCGCCUUCGGCGAUGCGUGAGCGCCACCCUAACAUGCCCUCUCUCGAUGCUGCAAUCCAGCCUGCGAAAUCAUUGAACGAUCUGGCAGAUCCGGAACUCAGCCCCAAGACACCCAAAAGCCGAGUUGGAUUUUCUGACGAAGUUUCGAUUAUCCCUAGACCACUGUCCAUGGUCUCCAGCGAUUCUUCCAGCACAGUUCGCCAUGGACAUUCGGUCUCUAAUUCAAUGUCCUCGAUCGUUUCGGGGCCAUCCUCGCCAUCCUCGAAGGAUAUACGUAAUACUUUGUCAUCGACGCACAGAACGGUUGACGCUCGGCCUCGCACUGCAGAACCCAUCUUAGACAGAGAACAGUUAGAAGGCAUCAACGGACGAGGCUCGCUCACUCUUCUGGAAGAUGUUGCGGCUGCAUCAACCCCCUCAACCCCAAGAUCUGCGAAGAAAUGGCAAUUUUUCGGCAAUGAGAAUGCUUCUGGCGAAUCAUCUCCCAAGUCUCGCCCAGCCAGCGCUGCCUCGUCCGCAAAGGAGUCUAAAAAGGCUGAAACUGCUCCAUCUUCUCCUGACUUGACGUCUCCAGCGAACCCAGUCGACUCGAUGGAGCCACGCGCCAGCUCCCGAAGGUCCUCUAUAUCUAAAAAGCCGAGCAAGAACAAGAAAAAGGUUAAAUCCUGGGCUGGAUCAAUCCUCUCGCGCAAAUCUCGACAGCGGAAACCCAAGCUUUCCCGCCGCUCACCUACUCCACCCCUGAGAGCAUACACACCACCAGUCGGUCAAACGAACCACUUCAACUUCAAUGAAUCUGAGCACUCGGUACUCGAGAAACCGGGUACUCAAGCGGAUUUCACCAACUGGAAGCCACGCGAGCUGCCACUUCAAGAAGAAAUUCUAAGUCCCAUUAUCGAUCUGGAUGCCGCCCUUGGUCCUUUCAAUACUCCAUCGAGUUUCGGUGAUGACUGGACUAAGUCUCAGCAAAAUGGAAAGAAGAAGCGGGCUAUGCACAGUGCGGCGGGACUGGCUGGCUUCACAGGACCCGGAAUGCAUUAUCACAGACGGACCGAAAGUGCCCCCGAAUUUGAGAACGCUCGAUUUGGUCUCCAUAGACUAGGAAGCAACUCGAAAAUGGCUAUGGAAGACGUCUUCGAAGAGGAUGAAGAUGAGGAGUGGGAAGAUGCCAAAGCCGCCUCUGACAAGGAAACAAGCAGCAGGGCAAGCGAUGCCGAAGAUGUUCACUCUGGUCUCUGUAUCGAUAUCAAGGUUGUGGACUCGGAUGGUAUGGAUUCUGAGACGCCAACGGACUUUGACGAUGCUACAUUUCAGCGCGCAUUGAAGCGAAAAUGCUCUAGUUUGAGUGAGGGGGACCGCCGUAACAUGAGCUCGACCAAGUCAGCACACUCGACCACUUCUCUGAUCGAUGAGCCAAUUGAGGAGGAAUGCAUUCCCGUGGAGAUAGCCGAUGAUUCUGUUCCACCGAGGCCUGACUCGAGAGCCCAAUCCUCGGACUCGACUGUUACCCCCCCAUUCCGACCUAGACUACCCAAAGAACUUCCUCCUGUCGAUAUACAACCAUACUCUCUCCAAGCACCGUACCCUACUCCAACCAGCCCCAUCUCUUCUAGUCAAGCGUCUUUCCCAUCGCCACGCUCUCCACUAUCGUACGAUACGCAGCGCAUUUCAACCGCCCCGUCCUCUUUCAAUGAUGAGACCGCUUUCCAGUCGCUGCUGAUGGGGGAGCCAGGCCCUGAAUUGCGAAUGUCAGUUGAUGACGUACCUUCUUUGUCGAGCAGCAACUCUACCAUGACGAGAGACAACAGUGGCAUUAACACUGGUAUUUACUCUCAGCUUCGAGAAGGACAUCGUUCUGCUUCUGUUUCCUCGGCAGCGAUCAAUCGCAAACGAUCUAGUCUGGCCAGCUUGUCACGGCUCAUCAGUAGCUCCCACGGCGAGAAGAGCAAGCUUUCAAUCGAGUCCAGACCCCAAAGUGCAAUUGAAGGAGAGAAGAAGGAGAAGACGAGCAAAGGGAAGCGAAUUGGUCGUAUGAUGCAAUUCUGGAAGCCAAAGGACUCUAGCGCCCCAGCAUCCUAA
Messenger RNA from Drepanopeziza brunnea f. sp. 'multigermtubi' MB_m1, 2673 nucleotides. RefSeq lists its product as uncharacterized. The record is from RefSeq and is a predicted model, not a curated record. Lineage: Eukaryota; Fungi; Ascomycota; Leotiomycetes; Helotiales; Drepanopezizaceae.